AUGCCCGAUCCUACCUCCUAUCCAUUAACGAAUUAUUAUUUUUUAUUAAAAACAGAGAAUUUAAAUCCAUUAAUAGAUGCAAUAAAUCAAAUAUCUGAAGAAAUCACUCAUAAUCAAACGAUACUUGAUUCAUUAUCAUCUACAAUAAUCAAAGAAAAUACCCUUUCUUCUUCUUCUUCUUCUACAACAACAACAACAAAUGGUAAUAAUAUAAUUAAUGAUCCAUUACAUUAUUUACUUGAACAAAAAUAUAAUCUACCUAAACGAUCAAAUAAAUUGAAGAAUUCUCAAGAAUAUAUUGAAUAUCUACUAAAUGAUAUUAAUAAAUUGAAAAAAAUUCAAUAUCAGAAAAAAUUAAGAAAUAAAGAAUUAUAUAAAAUUUUAAAUAAAUAUCAAGAUGAAAUAAUUAAUAAUUUAUUACCUGGUUUAAGACAAUUAAUUAAUGAUAUAUUAAUAAAUAAGAAUAAUAUGAUUAAAUCAUUAGAAGAUAAAAAAAAUCAUGUUGUUAUUAAUCAAAUUUAUAAUGAUUAUUUAAAUUAUGUUAGAUUUGUAUGGAAUAUUUUUGAUAAAUUGAAAACAUUAUGUGAAUUGAUGAAUCAAUGA
Candida tropicalis MYA-3404 is the source of this 603-nucleotide messenger RNA. RefSeq lists its product as uncharacterized. Lineage: Eukaryota; Fungi; Ascomycota; Pichiomycetes; Serinales; Debaryomycetaceae. The record is from RefSeq and is a predicted model, not a curated record. Bases 1 to 603 code for a protein of 200 amino acids. The transcript has a single exon.